GAGAGCAAGAGCGAGAUCGAGAGAGAGAGAGAGAGAGAGAGAGAGAGAGAGAGAGAGAGAGAGAGAGAGAUGGCUCGGCUGGAUGUUACAGAAAUCUUUCACGGCAUCACUUUUCCUGGACACUUACAUACUCAAGAAUCUCUUUGUUAUGCUACUGACUUUAAAUUUCAGGAUGCAGAUAUAUUGAUAGUCACCUACCCCAAAUCAGGGACGACAUGGAUGCAAGAACUAAUCACUCUGGUAUUAUGCAGAGGAGAUCCAAAAAUAUCUCAAACACAACCUAACUGGGCACGGGCUCCAUGGAUUGAACAAUACUACUGCCCUAACAUUCUAAAGGCUUUAAAAGGACCUCGGCUUCUCACCACUCAUCUGCCAUACAAAGUCCUGGCUCCUGCACUCCAAGGCUCCAAGGCCAAGGUCAUAUAUGUGGCAAGAAAUCCUAAAGAUGUAAUAGUAUCCUAUUACUACUUCCAUAAAAUGGCCAACUUCCUAACAGACCCAGGAACUUUCUCUGAGUUUCUGAGUUCUUUUCUGGAUGGAAAAGUGUACUAUGGGUCUUGGUUUGAUCAUGUAAAAGAGUGGACCAACAAUGAAAGAAACAAUGACCACUUUCUGUAUAUAACAUACGAAGAGAUGUGGGAGGACUUGCAUGGUUCUUUGGAGAAAGUAAGCCAAUUCCUACAAUGCCCUCUACUGGAGCAUGAGUCGGCCAGUGUGAAGAAUAACUGCAGCUUCAACACGAUGAAAGAUAACUGCAUGGUGAACUAUACCUUGAUUCCACAGGAGAUCAUGGACCACAGCAAGGGCAGGUUCAUGCGGAAAGGUCAGGUUGGAGAUUGGGUCAACACUUUCUCCAAGGAGCAAAGUCACAUCUUUGAUGUAGUGUAUAAUUCUAAGAUGGUGGAUUCCAUGCUGACAUUUGUGUGGGAGAGAAAAAAUCCAGUGUAAACAGAAAACUUACUUUUAUCUUACACCACUUGACACAUUCAUUUAAUAGGAGAUUGAUCUUGAUUGAAUUAUUAUUAUUAUAAUUAUUAUAAUUAUUAUAAUUAUUAUAAUUAUUAUUAUUAUUAUUAUUAUUAUUAUUUUAAUUUUUUUUUUAUUGUUUUUAAAUCAGUCAUUCCAUUACCUUCACUGUCAAUUUUGUAGUUAUCAACCUCACCAACCUCAUACUGUAUAAUCCAUUAUUAUCUUAUAUAUUAUAUUGAUGUGCAUAUGUGUACAUUCUGUAUGUUUUUCUUUGUAAUAGAAAAAAUAAAUUCACAAUAUUA
Messenger RNA from Silurus meridionalis, 1271 nucleotides. RefSeq names its product sulfotransferase family 5A, member 1 (gene sult5a1). The record is from RefSeq and is a predicted model, not a curated record. Lineage: Eukaryota; Metazoa; Chordata; Actinopteri; Siluriformes; Siluridae. Gene Ontology annotation, cellular component: cytoplasm. The transcript has 6 exons. Gene Ontology annotation, molecular function: sulfotransferase activity. Bases 70 to 948 code for a protein of 292 amino acids. Gene Ontology annotation, biological process: sulfation.